Molecule: messenger RNA, 1765 nt
Organism: Anopheles funestus (African malaria mosquito)
Lineage: Eukaryota; Metazoa; Arthropoda; Insecta; Diptera; Culicidae
Exons: 3
Coding region: 133-1596 (487 amino acids)
Molecular function (GO): nucleic acid binding
Source: RefSeq, a predicted model, not a curated record
CCAUUCGUAAACAGUAAACAAAUAUCAACUUGGAAAUUUUUAUGUAAAAAAUUAAAAGAUUGGAUAUCUUUCGUUAUUCGUUUGGAGUAGUUGCGAUUAGUAGAUGUUAACAGUUCCUUUUCCGGCUAAAGUAUGACGGAAAGUCUACAACAAAAGCAAGCAAAACUUAUAUUAUUGCUUUCUACUCAAGGACUCAAAGAUGUUUCAAACGACGAUGAGAAUGAGCAAAAAGAAGACAAGUGCAAAAACCAUAUACAUCCAAUAAGCACGAAUAAUGUCCAGGAAAUAGAAAUAGAACCUCUCCGGAUUAUAACUCAAGAUAACGUAAGCGACGAUGGCAACGUUGUGUACGUAAAGACUGAUAGAAUUGCAGUCAGAACUAAACACAAUACGUUGUCCGUUGAACAACAACCAUCAGUCAAUUCAUUCCAACCAAUCAAGUCUAGUUUCAACACUAGUAGUGUACUUCAGCAGAGAAGCGUGCGUAAGCGGAACAUCCAAGAUGCCGUUGUUCCCAAAAAGCCUAAGCUCAUGCCUGCCUACAGCAAAAUUAAGCCAAAAGAAAAGGAACCAGAAAAGAAGAAAAGAAAAAGAAAAGAUCCAUCUUCGAAAUCUCUUUCGAUGAAAUCCUAUUCAGAUGAGGAUAGAAAACAAAUUGUUGCUAAAUAUGAGAGUGGUAUGGAAGCGAAGGCGAUUAGCGAAAUGCAAAAUAUUCCGAAUAAUGUUGUUGUACAUGUGUUGCGUGAAUACAAGAAAACUAGCAAUGCAACUUCUUUUUCAAGUCACCAGAAAGAGAUCACUUUGGCGCUCGAUGUUCUGUUAAGUAUCCAAAUAUGGAUGAAAGAUGAUUCUAACGUUUCCUUAGCGCAGUUACUAGAAAAAGUGUGGACUACUUACAAUUUACGCACAAGCACCGCUUCGAUUAUGCGGUCUUUGGUUGGGUUUAAUUACUUUUUUAAUCGUGUCAAAACUAUUUCAAAAAAUAAGAAUGUAAACUCUACGCUGGGACAGAUCAAAGAAUAUGCAACAAACUUUGCCAAUGUUCCCCAAAACGUUUCCAAAUUAGGAAUAAUUUUUCUAGAUUGUAUUACAUUUAACGUAACGUUCAAAGCGGGAACGCAUCUAAAAAUACAGCAUAAAACCUUUUCUAUCAUUUGCGCGAUGAACGAAUCCGGCGUGUUGCAUUACCUCACAAAGAAUACGCACAUAAAUAAGGAUAAUGCGACAGAAUUUGUGUACGAUAUGAAGAACACGCUCAGGGAAUUAAAUAUCGAAGAAUCGGUCGUGGUAAUUGGACAUGCGGCCAAUCAACGGUAUGCAAAACUUCAAGAUGCAAUAGGUUAUUAUAAAUGUAACGCUAUGUUUUUACCUUCGAAUGCUACUUAUCUGAAUCCGGUAGAAUAUCUGUUUAAAAACUUUAGGCGCAUAAUAAGGAGAGCGAAUCCUCAAACUAUAGAAAAACUGAUGCAGGCUGUAGAAGCUGUACCUUCCUUAAUAAGGGAAAAUGAUUGCAAAAACUGGUUUGAGCUAAUGUGGAGCUAUGUUCCACGGUGUAUGGAAGAGGAGAUCAUCGAUGAUUUCGAUGCACAAGAUUGAACUUUUUUGUUUUUACAAUUUAAUCCAUGAUAACUUUAAAUAUGUCUUAACUUUCUAUAAAAUUCAAUUAUAAUACGUAGUCAUAUGUGCUUUCAAAAUAUACGUUUUGUAACAUUGCGGCUUAAGCACAUUUGAUAGUUGAAAUAAAAUGUGAAUGUACCAGAUUCGA